CCACGCCCACGUAAGAUCAAAAGAAGCUUGGUUAUUUAUGAAACUUGUCUCGCUGCUGGCGCUGGGUACUGUGAACGAGUGUAUACCAGUACCACACACAAUAGCAAUAGCAGCAGUACUGACAUGACAGCUACGGCUAAUACGACGGCAAUGGCGGCGGAGCUCCACUUCGUGCUGGUGCCGGUUAUGGCGCAGGGCCACUUGCUCCCCAUGCUUGACCUGGCGCGCCUCAUCGCUGGUCACGGCGCGCGCGUCACCGUCGUGCUGACGCCCGUGAACGCCGCGCGCAGCAGGCCCUUCCUGGAGCACGCCGCGCGGGCGGGGCUUGCCGUCGAGUUCGUCGAGUUCGCCUUCCCGGGACCCGCGCUGGGCCUGCCCCAGGGCUGCGAGAGCAUCGACAUGGUGACGGACUUAUCCCUCUUCGUCCCGUUCUACGAGGCCAUGUGGCUUCUCGCCGCGCCGCUCGAGGCGUACCUCCGGUCGCUGCCCCGGCGCCCCGACUGCCUCGUUGCCGACACGUUGGGCCCCUGGACGGCGGGCGUGGCGCGGCGGCUCGGCGUCCCGCGAUUGGUGCUCCACGGGCCGUCCGCGUUCUUCCUCCUCGCUGUGCACAACCUGGCCAGGCACGGCACGUACGACCGCGCCGCCGGCGACAUGGAGCCGUUCGAGGUGCCGGACUUCCCAGUGCACGUGGUUGUCAACAGGGCGACGUCGCUCGGGUUCUUUCAGUGGCCAGGUAUGGAGAAGUUCCGUCGGGAGACGCUCGAAGCGGAGGCUACAGCUGACGGACUGCUCGUCAACACGUGCUCGGCCUUGGAGGGCGCGUUCGUCGAGGGCUACGCGGCGGAGCUCGGCCGGAAGGUAUGGGCUGUCGGGCCGCUCUGCCUCAUCGACACUGACGCGGACACGAUGGCGGGUAGAGGCAACCGUGCGGCGAUGGAUGCCGAGCACAUCGUGUCCUGGCUCGACGCGCGACCGGCGGCGUCUGUGCUUUACAUCAACUUCGGCAGCAUCGCUCGCCUGUCCGCAACGCAGGUCGCCGAGCUGGCCGCCGGUUUGGAGGCGUCGCACCGGCCGUUCAUCUGGUCUACUAAAGAGACCGCCGGACUGGACGCGGAGUUUGAGGCCCGUGUCAAGGACUACGGCCUCGUCAUCCGCGGGUGGGCGCCGCAGAUGACCAUCCUAUCGCACACCGCCGUCGGCGGCUUCUUGACGCACUGCGGGUGGAACUCGACACUGGAGGCCAUCUCCAACGGUGUGCCGCUGCUGACCUGGCCGCACUUCGCCGACCAGUUCCUGAACGAGGCGCUGAUCGUGGACGUGCUCGGCGUCGGCGUCCGCGCCGACGUGAAGGUACCGGCCUCGCACGUAAUGCUCCUGAAUGCCGGGAAGCGGGAGCGGCUGCUGGUACAGGUCGGGAGGGACGAUUUGGAGAAGGUGGUGGCCGAGCUCAUGGACGAGGGGCCAGCGUGUGCGGCGCGGCGGGCGAAGGUGAAGGAGCUCGCCCACAAUACUGUGGCCGCGGUGACUGAGGGCGGCUCGUCGGACAUAGACGUGAAGAACAUGCUCCGUCACGUUGUGGAGUUGUCGCGCAAGGAUGAAGACUUGGUUCUUGAUGCGGCGGAGGUUGCGAUGAAGAGAAAGGUGGACAUGGACGACUAGGAUGGCAUACUCAAAGUGGCAGUGACAUCUGAAGUCGCUUGAAAUGACGCACACUCGAUAAUUAGCACCUUAGGUACUUAGGGCCUGUUUGUUUACCCCCAUGGAUUAUAUAAUCUGGAUUAUUUUUGAAGGAUUAUAUAAUCUGGAUUAUAUAAUCUAGAUUAUAUAAUCUGAGUAGUCCUGUUUGUUUACCCAGAUUAUUUGAGUUGUUAAUAUGAUUCUUUUGUAUGAGGAAGACAAGAAUGCCCUCUAUAUUUGUACUAGGUCGAACCAGACAAUGGCACCUGGAGCCUGGCGACUAGGGUUAGGAGGAGUCGAGGAGAAAUUAUGCUGGAUUUGCUGGUCGCUGGAUGUCGGAUAGGCGCAAAAACGAUU
Zea mays is the source of this 2037-nucleotide messenger RNA. Its product is annotated as UDP-glycosyltransferase 73E1. The coding region runs from base 124 to 1662 and encodes 512 amino acids. Gene Ontology annotation, molecular function: UDP-glucosyltransferase activity. The record is from RefSeq and is a predicted model, not a curated record. Lineage: Eukaryota; Viridiplantae; Streptophyta; Magnoliopsida; Poales; Poaceae. The transcript has a single exon.